Messenger RNA from Colossoma macropomum (tambaqui), 8908 nucleotides. Its product is annotated as glucocorticoid receptor-like. The record is from RefSeq and is a predicted model, not a curated record. Gene Ontology annotation, biological process: nuclear receptor-mediated glucocorticoid signaling pathway; regulation of DNA-templated transcription. Gene Ontology annotation, cellular component: nucleus. Bases 1745 to 4027 code for a protein of 760 amino acids. The transcript has 11 exons. Gene Ontology annotation, molecular function: nuclear glucocorticoid receptor activity; sequence-specific DNA binding; steroid binding. NCBI's taxonomy places the organism in Eukaryota, Metazoa, Chordata, Actinopteri, Characiformes, Serrasalmidae.
CUUAAGUCACUCCAUGUAGUUAGCACAACUCCGAAAGCAGCAUCAGAAAACAAGAAAAGUUAUUCAAUCAUUUGAAAUCUUUAAAGAAACGCUUAAAACAUUCAAAAUGACUCUAAUUGUGCCUAAUUCAAGCAUCCCACCACCUAAUGAAAUAGAUACGACUCUCAGCGCGCGGGCAGAAACCUGCCAGGCGCGGUCUGCGCAUGUCUGCCCUUCUUGGUAAAUUAGUCAACGUCUUUCUUACCUAGCAGUUCAAAGUCUCUUGCAUUGUUUCUAUUUUUAAUUCAUUUUGUGGAGCAUAUGGGCAUUAUUUAGCGGACAAUACGCUCGGCUACGCCACGCUAGAAUUCAUUCGAGCUGCCUGUUUUAACUAAAAAAGAGAAUUUAUCUGAAGAGCUUUUGGUUUUUCUUGUUUAUCUCCUGUCUGUCGGUGUGAACCUGCCCUUCGCCCCUUGCUUUAUCUCCGGACUGUAACGUUACUGCGCCAUUUAAGCCGCAGGCUAGCUGCUUUUUUUACAGAAUACCCGUCCUUUUCACAACUUUUUAGUGCCCGAAAACUGAAAUUGGAGUGUUUUAGCCCCUUGCUCCCCGCGUUUUGCUGUUUUGAACGCUCUCUUGUGAACCAGAGGAGGGGAAAAGUUAGGCUCCCUGUCAUUGGCAGCUUUUAGCUUUCGUUUAGACCGCUAACACGGCUGUCUAGCUAAGUUAGCUUCUCUGACUUCACUCUGACUGCCCGUCGACACCAUAAGUAAGCGAAAAAAAAAACGAAACCUGUGAGCUGAAAUUUGGAUUCAUUUGUCUGUGUGUAUGUAAACUGUACCAUAGUUGGUGCGAAGUCACACGCCAAAAAGAUGACAAGUGUGAGUCUGACACGGGGUAUGUCCGUCCUGUCUGACGGUCAGUAGCUCCUGUCAUCCGAGCACUUUUGGACGCCGUGCUUUCACUGCUUAACGGACACAGAGCUGAACACAGUUUGUUAACAAGUAAUAACGCCGGAGUUUUCUGUCUGCUUCGCUCAGUUGCUCAGUUAGCCGGAGCUCUGUAGUUUUAGAGGGCGUUCACCAGGGUCCAGUGGCAGACGCUAACACUAGUUAACUAACUAACCAACUAACUAACAAGCUAACUGCAGUAGAGCUUAGCUGGCGUCGUAAUUACCACACGCAGGUCGUUGCCUGCUGCUGCCCGUCCGUCCAGCUAUCAAAGCUGCUUAUGUAACGUUGGCGAUUCCGCAUUCGACACCACUGCGAGCCGGCGGUUAGUCUGGAUAGUGCAACAGCUCUGCCACAGGGGUCUGUUUUCUGUUUAAGUGGACUAAAGCGGCCGAAUUAGCGCCUCUGUAAGUGCUUUUCUUUUUGACACGUCACUUUGAAACAGUCUCGGUUUAGGGUUAAUGCAGACCUCGGGUUAAAAUCUCCCGGCUGUUCGGGAAUAACGUUGCGCCAUCCGAGCCUUUCGCAGCGCGGCUAGCCAAGUGACAAACAUGCGGGGGAAGUAGAGGCAGGACUAGCUGGUCGGACUUCAGGUGGAGGAGAAAAAACAUUGGAUUAAAAUCUUGGAAAUGAACUUGUGUACUUCGUGAUUCUCAAGCAGCCUUUCCUGCACAUCAGCAGACACCACAGUCCGUCUCCGGUUCGUGCGGAUAAAUGAACUGCGGUUAAUGAGCCUUAUGGGGCACGACAGCGUCUAUAACGAGUUUAUAUGACGAAGGACAUGGGGAGCAAAGUUGAGAAGUGAGCUUCGAGAGAUGGAUCGUGGGCUGAAACACAGCAAUAAUCCGGACGAAAAUCUGACUUUAGGGGAGCGUACCAUGAGGGGCCUGCUGACAGACUUAACUGGCACAAUGUUGACCACCACUGCCUCUGGCGACAUCUCGAACGGACUAAACGGCAGUAAUGUUCAGAGGGAGCUCUCUAUAGCAGGACCAGCCUCAAUGGGACACAGCACUCAGGAGCCAGAUGCUAAGGUGUAUGUUAAAACCUUCACGAUGCAGCACCAGCAAAAGCAGAAGGAACCACCGGGACUUAACGUUGGGGAUAACUUUGCUCUCUUGGAUGAGAGCAUUGCGGACUUAAAUCGCACCUCUACCUCAGUGAACUCCAUCAUUCGGGCCCCUGAGCCGUUCGCUUUUAAAAUAGAGGAGUUUUCCCCUCUGGAUAAGGUCAGCUAUGACUUUGGGCCCUAUGGCCAGCCAGAAAAGGAUGUGGAUGGAAAGGAGAAACUGCUGGAAGAAAACACUCUGGACAUCCUGCAGGGUCUGGACCUGCCCAGCUCACCUUCGGAACUUAAUGAUUUCUAUGCGACAGAGGACACUGCCUUUCUUUCCUCCCUGGCAGUGGAGGACGCCUUGCUCGGAGACAGCAGCAACAUGUUGAAGGAUAUUAAGCCCGUUGUCACUGGCAACAGCGGAACCUGUAAAAAUGUGAACAGCAAUGGGAAAGAACAUCCACAGCACUUGCUGGAACCUGGUGUCAACAUGCCAGUCAUAAAGACGGAGAAGGACACUGACUUUAUUCAGCUUUGCACGCCUGGGGUCAUUAAACAAGAGAAUGAGAGAAGGAGCUACUGCCAGAUGUCUGGAAUGCCGGGGCCCCACGGAGGGCCACUAAUGCUGGGAGGUGUUGGUGGCAUGGACAGGCAGUCGUACCACUAUGGAGCCAACACCUCCUCAGCCAUGAGCUUACCUGACCAGAAGCCCAUUUUAGGCUUGUAUCCUCCACUGCCGACCGUUGAUGGCUGGAUUCGGGGCAAUGGAUAUGGGGACGCACCAGGAAUGCAGAGGCCCACCGAGGCGAUGCCCCAGCCAUGUCCACCCACCUACACUUACAACAGGUGUUUUUGUUUGCAUUGCAGCUCUGAUCAAAGGUCGGACGCCAGCAGUUCUAGCUCCUCUGGCCCGGCCCGACCUGGCGGCCCAACCCACAAGAUCUGUCUGGUGUGUUCAGAUGAGGCAUCAGGAUGCCAUUAUGGGGUCCUUACCUGCGGCAGCUGCAAGGUCUUCUUCAAAAGAGCUGUGGAGGGAUGGAGAGCACGACAAAACACAGAUGGCCAGCACAACUAUCUCUGUGCGGGGAGGAACGACUGCAUCAUCGACAAAAUCCGCAGGAAGAACUGCCCAGCCUGCCGCUUCCGCAAGUGUCUCCAAGCUGGCAUGAACCUGGAAGCACGCAAAAACAAAAAGCUGAUCCGGCUAAAGGGCCAGCAGGCUGUGGCUGACACAGCUCACCCCAUGCCCAAUGAACGAGCAUGUUCACUGGUGCCCAAGUCCAUGCCUCAGCUGGUGCCCACCAUGCUGUCCCUGCUCAAGGCCAUCGAGCCUGAGAUUGUGUACGCCGGCUAUGACAGCACCAUCCCAGACACAUCCACCCGCCUCAUGACCACCCUCAACCGGCUGGGUGGUCGCCAGGUCAUCUCUGCCGUCAAGUGGGCCAAGGCCUUACCUGGUUUCCGGAACCUGCACCUGGAUGACCAGAUGACCCUUUUGCAGUGCUCCUGGCUAUUUCUCAUGUCCUUCGGCCUUGGCUGGAGGUCCUACCAACAGUGCAAUGGAGGCAUGCUCUGCUUUGCCCCAGACCUUGUCAUCAACGAGGAGAGGAUGAAGCUGCCCUACAUGGGUGAACAGUGCGAGCAGAUGCUGAAGAUUGCCAAUGAACUGGUGAGACUCCAAGUGUCCUAUGAAGAGUAUCUCUGCAUGAAAGUCCUUCUGCUGCUCAGCACAGUACCAAAGGAUGGGCUCAAGAGCCAGGCGGUGUUUGAUGAAAUUCGCAUGUCCUACAUUAAAGAGUUGGGCAAGGCCAUCGUCAAACGGGACGAAAACUCCAGCCAGAACUGGCAGAGGUUCUACCAGCUCACUAAGCUUUUGGAUUCCAUGCAAGAGAUGGUGGAGGGGUUGCUCAACUUCUGUUUCUACACAUUCGUGAACAAGUCGCUGAGCGUGGAAUUCCCAGAGAUGCUGGCCGAAAUCAUCAGCAACCAGCUUCCAAAAAUCAAAGACGGGAGCGUCAAGCCACUUCUGUUUCAUCAGAAAUGACUGCCUUAUACAAAAAACACAACAACAAUGCCUUAACGCCACCCUAAAUCCCCACCGCUAGCCUAACGGCCCUGAUUACUGCCCUGGAUAGGCCCUCAGCUAUCACGGAUCAACUGAGUGAGAUCGUGAUAUACAUUCUUUUGUUUGGGUGUCAUUCCUAGAGAAUGGGUAAAGCUUGCUUUAGAGAGCAAGAAAGAGCAGAAAAGAAAUAUAAAGAAUGUUUGUGGCACAAUUAAGGACAGAAUGAACUCAUUUUUCAACUUUUUAUUUUCCUAAAUUAAAGUAUAACACUUUCUGCAUAGCAGUUAGACUGGAGCAGGCUAAUUUUACAGAUUUUAACAAGAAAGGAAUAUUUUCUAUUGAUUUUUAAAGUUAGUUUUUUUUGCAUGUACACUGCUGCAAUGUUUACAAAGGUAUAUCAACAAAAGGGAAAAUGUGCCUUUUUAGAGAAAAAAAGAAAAAAACUCAGCUGUUUCUCUGUCCAGUGGCAUACAUGCUCUUCUGUUUGUUCGUGUUGUGUCUCGUACCUGUCACUGCUUUUUUUUGCCACUCCUCUUUGAAGCGGCCAUGUUCAUUUUCUAAAGCUGGCAGCUCGGAGUUGCUGAGGAGUAGGAGGUAAAACCCCGUAACCGGCCAUGAUAACAUCGUGUUUUGUGCCGUUUUAGACCUCUACACUGCACUUUAAAACAUUAGGAAAUGCUUUUUCUCUGCUCUCUGAGGUCUUUCAUCACGAACUACGUGCUGUUUAUGCUGUUACACAAUUCUCACAUCCCUGACACCAAGCGCUAAAUUACUUUGCUACCAUGGCCAAUAUGUCCGCUUCAAUUGCAGUCUGUUGUGUAAAAUUGGACACACUGCCCCCUAUGUGCAACGCCUUAUAAAUUAAUCAUUCUCUGCUCUCUGGUGGGCUCUAAAGUCUCUGAAAAGUGUCGAAUGAGUUUUAAGGAGUCAUUUUAAUGCACCUGCAGCCGGCCGCUUUUAAAAUCAAGCAGACAGACAGACGAUAAGUAAGGUCACUUAGAAUUCAGUUUAAGAUUAAUUACAGGUUUUGCUCGUCCUGCCAGUUAAGCACAGCUUCCUGUGAAAGUAAAAUUUCACGUUUUGAUUAAUCCAAGGCCGCUACCCUUUUACUGCUACCGUCCACAGUGAUCAAGUUAACUUGAGCUUAAAGGGAAACUCCAAAGAGCAAUGCCACCACCAAAAAAUAAUUGAAUUCUAGGGAAGACGUUUUGAACUGCUACAUGCUCUUCUAGGAACAAAAGUCUUACUCUUCAAAAGACAAAGCUGACCAGCAGUGCUGUUGUGAAAACAGUAAGGCCCAAUCCCAUUUCUUAUUUCUACCUGUACCCCUUGUUUUUGAGUGUCACCUUGCCCCUUGGAACUGAGUUACAAGGGUUAGUGGUUGAAAUCUUGCCAGAUGAAAUAGGACAACCCUCAAAUAAAAAAGAACAUCAUUACUUUAUUAACAGGCUACUAGCGGUGCUCUGUAGGCAACCCUGCCUGUCUGCAGUGAUAGCAAAGGAGGGUAAAGUCCAGCAACCUCACUGCUGGGCUUUAGGUACAUUUAGGGCAUCAUAUGCCAUUAAAGAGGGGGGAUGUGACAAUUGUUUAUUGCCCACCCCUAAUUCUUUGGUGAUAUGAAGCUAAAGUCAGCUAUUCACCAGCUUCUUGUUCUAAUUUUUCUGUUCUAAGUCCCCCGUUCUAAGUCCCAUUUAAGGUGGAGCAGGAAAUUUAGCUUGCUAGCUACAGAGACAUCAGCAGACUACUGAUUUUUAUGCUUGUUAUGAAGAAAAGGACCAUAAUACAUCCAAACUAUGAUAAUACAAUGGUUAUUGUAUAUUUUGACAGAAAAAAUACUUACAUUUGUGGGUUUCUUUGGUCGCUUGCACAGCCGUCUUGCCAGUUUUUGUUUAUUUCUCCUAACACUCUAUUUGGACUGUGCCUCUAAAAAACCUCCAUUUGGAGAGUCAUGUAGCUGUUCAGUUUUUUGUGACACGAUUGCAGCAACUUUGAGCAAAUGUGACUGGAGUUCUCCUUUAAGUCAGCAUAUACUUGGUAUUGCGUAACCUUUAACUAACUGUUCUGUCCCAUUUCACCUCUUGGGAGCAGCACUGCAGCUGCAUUCCUGUUUCGCUGUGCUUUUGUUUGAAUCUUCCUGCUGAAGCCUGUUUUGUCGUGUCCCUUUGUUUUUGUGCUGGAGUCGUUCUGCAGGGCUCGUCUUUUUUGGAAGUCCUUUCCCCCACGCCUGCUUUAUGAUUGAAAGGUGUUUGGGGUGUCUUUUGGCUGCUUUUUUUUCUUUUACCCCUCUCCCAUCUCAUGCCCUUUUGUGAGCUUCUGAGUGCCAAUCUAGUAAAGUACCAUUUUAUGGUGAUAUUGUAAACAGGGACAAAAGCUGCAUUUGCUUUCCUUUCCGCUCAGGCCUGCAUUCGUUUUCCUUGCUGUGUGAAAAUCUCCAGUUUUCACAUGCUGCUGUCUUUUUUAACGAAAUUGCACCAGCGAAGACGUUACAUCACAACCUAAAGCCCACUCUCACAAGCCUAUUAAUAACAGCCUUGCCAUGAUUUCAGUGUGCACAUUCAUUCAUAACGCGUUCAAGUAUUGUAGAAUGCUUUUUUUCAUUGUGUGACAAGCGCAUUUCUGUGUGUAACGAAAUAUUCCCUUUCUCCAAGAGUACUAACAACCUAAGCCAAAAGAACAUCUGCCUUGUGAUUCAGGACUAACAAAUCUUAUACUAUUAUUCUAAAAGAGAAAAAAAGAUGAAUGAAUUCUGUCCAACAUGGUGCACUACAUUACAUGUACGUCUAACAUGUUUUAGGUUUAAACCCCUUUUAAAAGUUGUUUUAUCGUUAAAUGAAUCCCAUUUGCUGAUGUUUAUGUUUAGAGUCACUGUUAUGACCCAGCUCGGCCAAAUACAGUAUUAACAGGCACGUUUUGUCUUCAGUGCUGUGCAAAAGACCACCCUUCAUUUAUUUUAUUUCCAGUCAAAAUAGCCAUUAAGUACAAAGUGUUUGUUUUUCAGUGUCAGGAAAGGAGGAGAAAACAUAUGUAACAGAAAAUUACACAGAAGCAUCAACAACCGAAUAUAAUUGACUUUUUUCAGUAUUUCCACACGCCUUGCUUUCUUUUCUUGCUUUUAGUUUUUCAAAGAAACCCGUAGGGAUAUUUUUCUACACCUUUAAAGUUCAGUCUUAGAAGUUGGUUCCAUUUUCUGCUUCUCACAAUCCAACAUAUUCAGUGACGUUGACGUUUUGGCCAGUCCAUUGUUCUGAGAAGACCAGUAGCUUUUUGUUAUCUCAGAAACGGCUUCUUGACAGCUACACAUCCUGUCAGACUCAGUGUUAAAAUGUCUUCUCAGAGUGGAAGGAUGGACAGAAACACCUGUGGACUUUUUCAGAUCUGAAGAAAUAGUGGAGCACGAUUUCUUCCUCAAACAUGUCAAAGGCGAGAGCGUUAAGUACUGUUCAUCUUGUGGUUGACAGUUAAUGAGGUUUUCCCAGUUUGGUUUUAAUGUUACUUUCUCUUUCCUUAUGUGAGUGGAUUAUCUUGUCUAGUCUCCUCAGAACUAUCUCCUGAAUUAUGAAUGGCCAGGAGUGAAUGAAUUUGCUGGAAAUGAAAUAAACAAAGGGUGGCCUCUUACCUUUGCACAUUACUGUAUAUGUAACCAGUUCAUGGUGUUAAAUUUGGCUGAGCUUAAAAAAAGAAAAGAUCUCACACAUUGCUGAGAAGGUUAAAGUCUUUUGGCUUACUUUCACAUACAGUACAGUGUUAGCAGGACUCAUGCACAUUAAACAUCUUCUGGACGAAAUGGACAUUCGGUGUACUGCAUACAGUGAAGUCCAUAACCUGUAGCAUCCCAGCACAGAGAUAUUUACAGAGUAUUUUGUGAGAGUUUAGUUUUGCAAGGGCAUAUUCCGCAGCGGGCCUGUGAAAUGUUUUAUUUUCCUUAGCUGUUUCACAGUAGGCCUUGCUAAAGGGAGACUGAGAGCCAUAAAAAGUUUUGAAUUCAGGAGUACUUAUCCAGUAACAAUCCUAGAAAAUCGAAUCCUCAACAAUCUUUCACUAAUUUGAGAUUUAAAGAAUAUUAGAUAAAGUCUGUUUCUGUAUUCAAAUCCUUUUACUACCGAGAAGAAUUUUAUUGCAUAAGAUGCUUGUAUAAUUUGUGUUUUGUAAAAUAAAAAAACAGAUAUAUUGCAAAUUUACUUUAAGAAAAAGUGUUAUAAUGUUUGACUUGUAAGUAAAUGUAAAUUCUAUAAAUCAAUAGGAAAGAUUUAAGAGAGAUCACUGUGUUUUUAAAAAAAAACAAGAGAUUGGGAUUUUAAGCAGAGAGGGGCGAGGGACUGGAGCAUAUUUUAUAUCGUGCAACAGAGUGACCAAAGCAAAGUAGAUUAUUAUAUAACAGAAAAAGAAAAAAAAGAAAGAAAGAAACUGAAGUGUUUAAAGCAGUUACAUUUUACAGUAGCACUUAUUAUCCAACUCUAGAAUGUAUUGUUUUAUCUACUUUUUCUAUUUCUUUUGUAAAGGUCUAGGCUUUGGUUUCAUGUAUAUUGCUGUGAAAAAACAAAAAAAAGAAAAACAAACAAACAAAAAAUUAACUGUGUGUGAAAGUAAUGUACCAGAGCCUAAGGAUUUGCACUACCCUAAUACUAGUCUAAAAGUCUAUUUUGUACAAAAUCCAUGCAAAUAUUAUCUUUAAAAUUAAGGGCAGAUCAUAUUUCACUCGUGUAUGGCUUACAUUAAAGUCUGUUCUGUUUGCAUUUCAGUUAUGUAAAUGUAAUCCAAUGUAAAGAAUAAUGUCUAUUUGUUUAAAAAUAGUUUUGUAUUACACUUAAGUAGUCAAUGUCGAUCUUCACACAUAUUUGAUUAAAUGUUGAACAAAAGUCA